This is a messenger RNA of Esox lucius (northern pike), 1399 nucleotides long. RefSeq names its product PCI domain containing 2 (gene pcid2). The transcript has 13 exons. The record is from RefSeq and is a predicted model, not a curated record. Lineage: Eukaryota; Metazoa; Chordata; Actinopteri; Esociformes; Esocidae. Gene Ontology annotation, cellular component: transcription export complex 2. Gene Ontology annotation, molecular function: double-stranded DNA binding; RNA binding. Gene Ontology annotation, biological process: post-transcriptional tethering of RNA polymerase II gene DNA at nuclear periphery; transcription elongation by RNA polymerase II; poly(A)+ mRNA export from nucleus. Bases 125 to 1324 code for a protein of 399 amino acids.
GAGGAUUUUGAUCCGGAAGUUAUUCGUUUAGCAACAGUUCAACAAAAUUAUAUUUAAAAAAAUGAUCACAUUUAAAUAGAGCACUCCGAGAGAAGUUUAACAGCAGGUUCACAUCUGGGCCGCAAUGGCACACAUAACAAUCAACCAGUAUCUCCAACAGGUUUAUGAGGCCAUUGAUAAUCAUGAUGGGAGCUUCUGUGCAGAACUGCUGUCAUUCAAACAUGCACAUGUGGCUAACCCACGUCUCCAGCUGUCCAGUCCAGAGGAGAAGUGUCAACAGGUGCUGGAGGUCCCGUACGAUGAGAUGGUCGCAGCUCACCUGAGGUGCACUUACGCAGUGUCCAACCACGACUUCGUUGAGGCGUACAAAUGUCAGACGUUGGUGGUUCAAUCAUUCCUGAGGGCUUUCCAAUCUCACAAAGAGGAGAACUGGGCCUUGCCAGUGAUGUUCGCUGUGACGCUGGACCUGCGUAUAUUUGCAAACAAUGCGGAGCAGCAGCUACUGAAAAAGGGAAAAGGCAAGCAGGGAGACAUGCUAGAGAAAGCGGCUGAGCUGCUGAUGGGCUGCUUCAGAGUGUGUGCUAGUGACAAUCGGGCUGGUAUUGAUGACUCCAAGAAGUGGGGAAUGUUGUUUCUCAUCAAUCAGCUUUUCAAGAUUUACUUCAAGAUCAACAAGCUGCACUUGUGUAAGCCCCUGAUCCGAGCCAUCGACAGCUCCAACCUGAAAGACGACUACAGCAUGGCCCAGAGAGUCACCUACAAAUACUACGUCGGCCGCAAGGCCAUGUUCGACAGUGACUACAAGCCAGCGGAGGAGUACCUGUCCUUCUCGUUCCAGCACUGCCACCGCUCAAGCCAGAGGAACAAACGCAUGAUUCUCAUCUACCUGCUGCCCGUCAAGAUGCUACUGGGUCACAUGCCCAGUCACCAGUUGCUCAGGAAGUACGACCUCAUGCAGUUUGCCGACGUCACGAAAGCUGUGAGUGAGGGAAACCUGCUGCUUUUGAACGAGGCCUUGGCGAAGCACGAGACCUUCUUCAUCCGCUGUGGGAUCUUCCUCAUCCUGGAGAAGCUGAAGAUCAUCACGUACCGGAACCUCUUCAAGAAAGUGUACCAGCUUCUGAAGACCCACCAGCUCCCCCUGGAUGCCUUCCUGGUAGCUCUGAAAAUGAUGCAGGUGGACGAGGUGGAUAUUGACGAGGUGCAGUGUAUCCUGGCCAACCUAAUCUGUGAGGGUCACAUCAAGGGCUACAUCUCUCACCAGCACCAGAAACUCGUCGUCAGCAAAGCAAAUCCAUUUCCCCCUCUGUCAUCCUCUUCCUAAACUACAUAUCCCAUCAUUCUCUUCACCUAGCAACUGUUCCCGAAAAAUAUUUGUUCAUUUUGGUUCCUUUUUAUU